Messenger RNA from Grus americana (Whooping crane), 4870 nucleotides. It is a transcript of the gene THUMPD2, whose product is annotated as THUMP domain containing 2. Gene Ontology annotation, molecular function: tRNA (guanine) methyltransferase activity; RNA binding. Gene Ontology annotation, biological process: tRNA methylation. Bases 179 to 1666 code for a protein of 495 amino acids. The record is from RefSeq and is a predicted model, not a curated record. NCBI's taxonomy places the organism in Eukaryota, Metazoa, Chordata, Aves, Gruiformes, Gruidae. The transcript is spliced from 10 exons.
ACGUAACGUGCUCUGGAACCGAGGCAGGCGGCAGCCGGGGCUGUCGCCCGGCCCCGCCGGCCCGCUCCCAGGGCGGGCUCACCGCGGGAGAGCCGCCCCCGAGGAGGGGCCCCGGCCAAGGAAGGCCGGUCCCGCCAGGCUCCCCCGGCCCGUGUUGAGGGCGGCGGGGCGGGUCAAGAUGGCGGCGGGGGGAGGGCGGUACUUCUGCACGGCCGGCCGUGGGCUGGAGCCCUUUCUAGCGCGGGAGGUGCGGGCGCGGCUCGGCGCCACGGAGGUGGACUGCGUCUCAGGAAAGGUCUUCUUCAGCACAGAGGCGGAGCCGGGCGAGCUGAGGAGACUCAGGGCUGGAGAGCGACUGUUUUUACUGCUUAAGAAACACCCCCCGCUUGUAGUGUCUAGAAAUAAAGGUAAAAUGCUGCAUGAGCUUAAAAGCCUUGUCGUUGAGGAGCCGAAGUAUUGGCUGGAUGUUAUCUCUAUCUGGAGAAACCUUCAUGGGUGUGAGGGGAAAAAAGAUGAUGUCUCUCAAGAAAACCAGUCGCCUCUGAAGAGAAAAUCAGAAGAAGAGACAACUAUUGUAACUAAAAGGCAGGAAACAGAACAAGCGAGAGAGACUGUGUCUGAGGAAUGUCAGGCGGAAGCUGGAGAGAGGUGUGUGGUACCAGAGAGAGCAAGUGAUCAGGACUGCCGGACUGAAAGCAAGACUUUCUUAGAAGACCCUUCCAGAAGCAGUGGAGAGAAGCCUAUUGUGAAUGAGCAGCUUAGCUUCAGUUUCAGAGUUUCUUGUCGUUGCAGUGGAGCGAUUGCCAAAAUACUUACUUCACAGGAGAUCGGAAGAGCUGUUGGCAUAGCGCUCAUGAAGCAGUUUGGGUGGCAGGCUGAUCUGCGGGACCCUGAUCUAGAGAUCUUUGUACAUCUUAAUGACAUUCACUCUGUGGUGGGGAUUCCUCUUUUCAGGCUUCCAUUGGCAAACAGAGAGUAUAUCAAAACAGCAGGGCUGCGGUCAACAGUUGCGUGGGCCAUGGCGUCUCUGGCUGAAAUCAGUGCGGGUGUCUUUGUGCUGGAUCCCAUGUGUGGGCUAGGAACGAUAUUGCUGGAAGCUGCCAAAGAGUGGCCUGAAGCCUGUUACUGGGGUGCUGAUAUAAGUGAUUCACAGUUAGAGGGUGCAGAUGUGAAUAUCAGGGCUGCAGGCCUGAUGGAUAAGAUUGAGUUACUUAAAGCUUCUGUGAAAGCAUUGCCAUUGCCUUCAGAAAGCUUUGACGCUGUGAUUUCGGAUAUUCCGUUUGGGAAGAAGUUCAAGAUCACAAAAGACAUACAGCUCCUCCCAGAUAUUCUCCAGGAAAUGGAGAGAGUACUUCGUGUUGGAGGCACUGUUGUAUUGCUGCUGAGCCAAGAUCUCCAUAAAUACAUGGAUGGCAUUACCCAGUGUGCUGAAAAUGACCCUCCUAAUGCCACUUCUGACAGUGCAAGUGAAACCGCCGCUGCAAAAGCCCUGAAUGUUGAUGGGAAUUCUUCCUCCUUAGUGAAUGGUGUUAAAGAAUCCUUUCUCAGCAGCAGACGGACACAUUUUGGGUCUCUGGUGCUAGAUGGCGUCUAUGGAGUUAGUCUUGGAAAGACGGAUGCUUUCAUACACAAAUACAGGAAGAUCUCUUCUGCUGGGAAUCGGUAGUUUUCUAGCACUGUGCCUAAGUGAACGGGAAUCCUGAUACACUUGAAAAGCAGUAUGGCAGUGAUCUGAUGGGACCCUGCUGAUCCAAACCCUGUGCCAUUUGUUAGCUCACCUCACUUUCUUUGGAUGUCCUAAGGCAUUGCUUUUCUCUCUUUGGUUUUUAGGAGAGCUGGAAGAUGUGUACUAGUGUUUCAGAUGUUUUUACUCUAAAAUAUUGUAAUGAGACAAGAGUCCUCAAAUCCUUGUUUAGGCAAAGCCCCUCAGUAUUGGGAGGAGUUUCUUUGGGAGAGAAGGACUUCAUUUGCAGAACUGGAAAAACAAAUGUGGUAAUAAUAAAAUGUGAACAGAUUUUCACCUUCAGCAAUGUUUUUAGGAAGCACAUCUUGUCUGAAGAAGUCCCCAGCUCUUUUUGACCGCUGGAUGUAUGCUUUACCAUGUGCCUUGCAGUCUUGUAUUUUAUUUUAAAGCUCGUUUCUGAUGAGUUUGAAAUGUUGCUAUUGAGAUCUCUUGGAGUGGGAAAUAAAUAUUAAUUCUUUGCAUGCAUCUAAUGGGUGUGCCUUAGGUUUUUUAGGGUGAAGAGAAUUAUGACUAUCAAAAAUAAUGCUUUUCCUCACUUGGUAAUGUUACUCCAAGGGCACAAUGUGGAAGAUGGGAAAACUUGCCAAGUGGAUGAACAAUUAGAAGUGACUUUACCUGCAAAGAAGCACACAGAAAAAUUCUCCUGAAAAGAGAGAGGUCUUAGCAGUUCUUUUAGUCUAUGCAAAAGGUAUUUGGGGAGGAAUAGUCUUAGAUUCUCAUGGCUGCUGAGCUAACAGGGAAGUAUUUUUAUAGAGAAUGACUGCAGAUUGCUUUCAGAUGCUAUUUUGGACAAGUGUUUGCAAUUUGGCAAGUUGUAAGCUGGACUUGUGCAUUGUGUUUGCUGUGAUUAGUAUGGAGGUAACAAUUACGAGUAUGUCUGGGUUGGUUUGGGGGUAUUCUUGCUUUUUUUCUUUUUCUUUGAAGUUUGUUGUGUGUAGCCAGGUGGAAGCAUUACUUUAUCUGUGUGUUUUCCACAGCAGAGUCUCUACUCUGGACAUCUUAAAAUAGGAAGUAAGAGCCUGUGGUGUCGACUGAACUAGAGAGGCUCGAAGGGAACAAGGAUAUGAGUCAUAUUGAUGUGAUCCUGCUGCUAUGACCCCUGCUGUUUAGCUGGUACCUGGAAACUUGCUAGUGUACCACAAGGACAGAUGUCUGGCUUUUUAUUUUUAUCAUUAUCUGCCCUCCCACCCAAGUUUAGUUUUCAAAGAGGCUUUGGAGAAGAUAAUGAAUGCAUCACAAGAAAGGUAAAGGGUAACUUGUUCAUGCCAUUAGCUCUGUAUCAAAUGUGCAUGGUCAACAAUAAUGUAUCUCUUCUAAUUAGCACUAGUGCAAGUUUGUUGUAGCAGAUAAAGUGUUAUCUGGAUUGCUUAGUUCUUAAUGUAUCCCAGGGACAUGAACACUGGACAUAACACUGUUUUCAGUGGGAGUCUGAAAGAGAGAUGAUGUUUGAGUUUUGAAAUUUUUUUCCAGUGAAGCUAUGUUGCCACGAUAGCUAGCUAAAACAUUAAUAUUACACGGUUCUCAUUAGAAGCUAAACACAGGACUUAAAAUCUGUUCCUUUGUCCAGAGAUGUCUCCUCUCAAGGCAGCUAAAGUUAAUGGUGAAAGCGAGUUACUGCUUUGUCAGAUGGUUGAUGUAUCUGUAACAAAACACAAACAGACGAUCUGCUGAUAGUGUUUUUUUGGAGUUGAGUAUUCUUGAGUGUUGCAUAUCACAUUGUCAUUUGCACAUAUUGUUUUCUGUGUCUCAGUAAACUUACUUGUCAAGUGCUUCAUCUAAAGUCUAGUUUAGAGACUGAUAGCAAAAUUGCUUUUCUUGUUGCAGUUACGUGUCAGGAAAAUUCUUGACUGUCACCUUCUCUUUGUGUCAAAUUUUCUCAUCCAAAAUGACACCCGCUAGAAAGGGUAAAAAUGAGUUUUGCUGUUGUACAAAAUUUCUGUCUCUUGUGUUUCUGUAUUUCACUGUUGUGAAGAAUUUAAUUGUGUAGGGUGGUCAGCAAAGUGUAAAAGAAUAGUUAUGGGUUUUUGGUUGUGAAAGAGACACUGUCCUGUCCUGCUCAGUUUCGGGAGUUUCUAUUCUAGAAACUAUUCCUGGAAUUAAAUGAGGUGGUUGCUUACUUUAGUUUGCUCUGUGUUUACUCCAUCUCUCAUUUGCCCUGGCUUUCUGUGCAAGUUUUGCAGAUUGGGGGUGCGUGUGAAGACGAAAGGUUAAUAAUGUUUAGGCACUUACUCUAAAGCUUAUGCUACUUCAAUAUUUUGGGUGCAAUGAAAACACUGGCCAAAUAGUGGAGAAAUCAUGUCCUUUCACAGAAACACCUGUCUGUAUGUGAAAGUAACUUCUUUUUUGCUCUUCAGCAUUUGCACGUGUAAAGGUCUAGCCAGUAUGCAGCAAACUGUCAGCAAUACACCACGGAGAGUAGAUGGUCUGUUGUGAUGUUAACUUGCAGCUUGUGAUUUGAAAUUUGCUUUCAGUUAAAUAAAAUACAUGUGAAUAUCAGAUUUCUGUUUAAAAAGUACCAAAUGGAUAGGUCACCAGCAUGUUGAUGUAUUGGGAGAAACUUAAAACAUAUUUUCUUAGGUAAUAGCUUGGUCAGUUCUGUUGGAAUUUGUUGUCUUACAUUUGAAAUUUAUUCACAGACAUAUUUGAGAGGUUGCAAUAAUCGAUAAAUAUGAGCUCAGUGUCAGCCUUUUGACAAUAGCUUUGGCUGCUGGUUUAAAAGCUCUUUUGAGUUAUACUGAAGUGUGCUACAGCAGUACACUAAAAGGAGAAUUUUUGCAUACUUUGAAUUUUCCUGUUCGUUUGGGGUUUUUUGUUUUGUUUUCCCUCAACUUAAAGACUCUUCUAAGUUAUUCUUGAAGUUAAAUGGUUAUUUUAGGCCUUCAGGCUUGUUUCACCUGUGAAGUCCUUGAGGUUCAUAAGAGUGAGUUGGGUUUUUUGGUGAACUGUGUAUGUCUAGUAACUAAACAAACUUCAGAAGAACUUCUUUAGAAAUAACAUACCAGACUAGAUAUAAUUUGCCUUUAUGACUUAAGAAAUUUCAGAGGAGCCCCAGUGUAAGAUACUGAAUUGCAAAAGAGCACUUGACAUGUAUUUCUUAAAAAAAAAAAAAAAAAAAAUUAAAAGGCU